GCCGACGACGGCUGCAAUUAGAGACAGUCCACGACAACUGCAACAGUGGCAAUAUGCGCCACACACAACAGUCGACAAUUAUUCGCGUUAUUACUGUUUUUGCGUUCGCGCCGUCCAUGUCAUAAUUAUUGUAUUAUUUUACCGACCGUUCAAAGUGCGAUAUCGUCGUCGCACUCGCCAAUAACAAUAGUAAUACCCCGAAAUAAACGUUCGUCUGCGACGGUGUUCUGCGGUACCAACUUACAUUUUUCCAGAGAUAUUUUCCCUACAUCUCGUGACCGGUUAUACGCGUGUGUAAGACUUUUGAACUCUGUUCGUGUACCACACCGUGACCAACAUGACCGCGUCAGUGGUGACGCGUGACGAAGCUCCGGCCGAAAAUCUGCAGCAGACCGCGGUCGUGCCCCGCCCCUCGUCGGCGGUGGUCGUGAGGAGCGCGUACAAGCAGUACGGUCAGACGGCCAUACUCAAAGACUUGAACCUGACUAUUCCAACCGGGAAAAUAUACGGGCUACUGGGACCCAGUGGCUGUGGAAAAACGACUCUAUUGAGCUGUAUUGUCGGACGUUUACAUUUAGAUUCCGGAGAGAUCAAACUCAAAGGCAAACACAUAUCCGACAUUGGAUAUAUGCCGCAAGAAUUGGCAUUGCACAAUGAAUUAUCCAUAAAGGAAACGUUCACGUAUUAUGGUUACAUAUUUAAUUUGUCAAAUGAUGUUAUCGAAACAAGAGGCCGAGAACUAAAGGAGCUCUUGAAAUUGCCAUCGUACAGUCUGAGUCUAAAUGAGAUUAGUGGUGGUCAACAAAGAAGAGUGUCUCUUGCAGUAGCGAUGCUCCAUGACCCAAAACUGUUGAUUUUAGAUGAACCUACAGUUGGCCUGGAUCCUUUAAUUAGCCAAAGCAUUUGGGAACUUCUAUUGGAUCUGACAUCGAAUGAAGGUAAAACAGUGAUAAUCACUACGCACUAUAUCGAAGAAGCAAAACAGUCACAAAUGAUCGGUCUGAUGAGAAAAGGUACUCUUCUUUCCGAAGCAACGCCAACAGAACUAUUGACUUCGUGCAAUUGUUCGUAUUUGGAGGAAGCAUUUUUGAAGAUUUGCCAAAACCAAGUGGCCAAGACAAACAGUUUCAAAAUACCAGUAAAACAACCUACAAGAAGGUUUUCUUACGCUCGAGAUUUGCCUCCACCGCCGUUGUUAAACAACACAUUAUUCACAUUUGGUCGUUUCAAAGCUCAGGUGUGUAAGAACAUUUACCUGUUGAGAAGAAACAUACCGUUUACUCUAUUUGUGAUCUUCUUACCACUGAUACAGACAGUAUUAUUCAACAUCGCUUGUGGCCAUGAUCCGAAACAUUUGACAUUAGGUAUAUUAAACGAUGAGCCUGUGAGUCAAACGGGUACGUGUUCGUUGAUGCAGACGAAAAAUUGUUUUUUGGACGGAGGUGUGCCGGUCAGUUGCCUGGUAUUGGAAAGAUUAAAAGAAAAGACUUUCGAAUUGGUUGAAUAUUCCAAUUCAGAAGACGGCCAGUAUGCAGUGUCAGAAAACAAAGUCUGGGGAUUCCUCCAUUUUUCGAAAAACUUCAGUAGUAAUUUAGCAACCCGUUUUAAUGAAGGGGGAGACAUCACCGACAACAACAUAUUUGACAUGGGAUCGAUCCAGGCGUGGAUUGACAAUACAAAUAAGUAUAUGUACGACAUGAUCAAAAGAGACAUUUUCGACAGCUACACGGACGUGAUUGAUAGUCUUUUCAACAAAUGUAAUAUAUCAGAAAGAAUCGGCAACACGCCGAUCCGGAUCCUCGACCCUGUUUAUGGAAACAAAAAUCCAAGUUUUAUACAUUACGCGUCGCCUGCAAUAAUAGCACUAUGUGCAUUUUAUCUUCCUGCCAUCUACACAGGAUCUACGAUUAUUUCUGAAAAAGAAGGAGGAGUUAUUGAGAGAGUAGUCUUAUCAGGAAUGAACUUCAUUGAAAUCGCCUUGGCUCAAGUAUUGGUGCAGACGAUAUUUAUCUUCAUUCAAACCACUCUAGUGAUGAUCGUCAUGUUCGUGAUAUUUGACAAUCCAUUCGUCGGUGACAUAUUUCCGUCGUUUUUGCUAUUGACGAUGAUCGGGUGCGGUGGAAUGUGUUUCGGUUUUUUCACGGCCAUCAUCUGUAGGACGACGACGGAAGCGGCUUUCCUGGGCAUUGGAACUAAUUUCCUGUUGAAAUUUUUAUGUGGACUUAUGUGGCCCACCGAGGGCAUCCACUACCUGUUACGCAGCAUCAGCAUCUACUUGCCGCUGACGAUGUCCACGGAAAGCCUGAGGUCGCUGACCGCCAAGGGCCUAGGCCUUCAACAUCCAUCCGUGUACCUUGGGUUCAUGUCGAUCUUCUCUUGGAUACUCGUCUUUACGCUGGUGUCGUUCGUAAUGCUGAAACUCAAACGUGACGUGUGGACGAAGAGUUAAUGGGAGGCGCGUAAUCCGCUUAACAAUAACCAUAUUUUAAUUUAUAAUAAUUAAUACCUAUCAAGUUAUUAGGCAUCGUUGGAACGUUGGUUACGGAAUUAGAUAGGACCUUAUUAUAUCGUUUUCGUUCCGGCGGGAACCUUCAGCAAUAGACCACGAUCGCAACUGCUAAACUAUGCUUCAAUAGUUAAAUUUACAUGUUAGGUAUAUUGUUUAUAUAAUUUAUUCCCCAUGUAAAAUAGCUGUAAUAUUUUAGACGAUUUUUUUAAUUAAUAUAUAAUAGGUAAUAAUAAAAUAUGAUAUUAUGUAUAAAAAACAUAAUACGAGCGUCGUGCGUUUAAUUUCCGUUUUGAUGAAGUUAUAAUGUUAUAUUGUAGUAAUAUAUUAUUAGGUGAUUAUUAUUGUUUGCUAUACAUCGGUAUCCAGAUAAAGUGUUAUUUUUUUUUUCAUCAAAUUUUGUACAUAAAAACAAAUUUAAAUGGUUGUGUGAAAAUACAAUAAUUUUAUUAUUUCAUACAAUUCGGAUUAAUAUUUAAUUUUAAUUUUAAUUGUUUAUAAAAUUAGUAAAAACGUGAGUGGAAAAAAAAUAAUUGUAGUU
Molecule: messenger RNA, 3047 nt
Organism: Metopolophium dirhodum (rose-grain aphid)
Lineage: Eukaryota; Metazoa; Arthropoda; Insecta; Hemiptera; Aphididae
Product: ABC transporter G family member 23-like
Exons: 15
Coding region: 338-2449 (703 amino acids)
Cellular component (GO): membrane
Molecular function (GO): ABC-type transporter activity; ATP binding; ATP hydrolysis activity
Source: RefSeq, a predicted model, not a curated record